GGCCUAAGCACUUACUUUGGUAAUGAUUCUGAAGUUAAAACAGCUUGAUUUAGGAAAAGUUGCCUUUUGAGAGGUCAACUCCAGCAUUUAGAUUAAGAGAAGCACAAUACUUUGAAGCGGUCUCAAACUUGAGUGUGCACUAAAACCACCUAAAGGACUUUAAAAAACAUAAUUGCUUAACCCCAUCCCUAUAGAUUCUGAUUUACUAGAUCUGAAGUAUCACCUGAUAAUUUGGCCUUCUCAAUCCUGAUGAUGCUCAUGCUCCUAGUUGGGGAACCACAUUUGGAGAACUUUAUUUUGGGGGAUAUGGAAUCGCUCUAAAAUGCUACUACUAUAACCUCACGAAGUCGAAAAAUUGCACGGAAUGAUUUCAAAGUGGAAGUGAGAGGUUCUGGAAAAAAGAAAAAAAAAAAAAACGGCAGUGGCAAUCCUACUGACAGUGCAGCUACCAAAGAGUGGAAACGCAUCUCUGGCCCGCCACUCCCCACCACACUCGUUCUCCGGUAGGGCCGUCUUGUUGCUCCCCUGCUGAUCCUGACAACCGAGUCUCACAUUACGCCAGCGCCAACCUCUUUCCCGCCCGACACCCGGCAGCCCUUAAAGUUAAUGUCCGCCAGUCGCCCACGUCCGCUAAGAUGUGGGUUGGUCGCUCCCUGGUGGUUCCAAGACCUCGCCGCCCCGUACCCUCUCUGGGAGGCCACCAGGCCAUCAGACUUUGGGGAAUCUGAAAAAUGUAUUUGAGUCAGUUACAGAACAAAACAGUGGAUCCAGAAUUUUGGAGACCGAGAAGAGCAAUCUAUCUCUCGCCCCCCACCUUGGUCUUUCUGUUCCUCUCCUGUUGUUCUGAUAGCUCAAACCAAGAGAUUGAAAUACUAUGUCACUAAUUGCAAUUGAUGACAUUGACCUCUAUAUGACUCCUGUGAUCCUGAAAAAUAUCAGCAAUGGUUAAAGAAAUCCCCCCACAUUUUUAUGUUCCCAAAAUGGCUUACUGUAAGGAACCAUUCUUUACCAUAUGCCUUAAAUUAGACUUCUGAGUGCUCUGUUUACGUAUAACGAGGCCACGUACUGACUCCUGUACUUUAAAUGUGUUUCAAGGCUCAGCACCUGUUGUUCAGUGGUUACGGCACCGGCCACAUACACCAGGGCUGGCGGGUUUGAAUCCAGCCUGGGUCUGCUAAACUGACAACUUCAACAAAACAAACCAAAAAAAACAAUAGCUGGGCGUUGUGGUGGGCACCUGUAGUCCCAGCUAUUUGUGAGGCUGAGGCAAGAGAAUCGCUUAAGCCCAAGAGUUUGAGGUUGCUGUGAGGUGUGACACCACAGCACUCUACUGAAGGUGACAUAGUGAGACUCUGUCUCAAAGAAAAAAAAUAAAUAAAUAAAUAUGUGUUUUACAUUUAGUAUACAUUUUGAUGGUAGAGGCAACUGGGUUUGACAAUUUGUUUUUGAACUAGAGGUGGGAUGUGAGAGAAAGUGAAAUCAGAGAUGGUUUCAAGGUUAUCAAGGUGGUCUGAAUUUCUGGUAGAAUGUGGUUCCUCACUGAGGCAGGGAAAACUGUGAGCAGGUUAUUUGGGGAGAAGUUGAAAAAUAGGACACCUUUUUCUCUUGUCACCUUUUUCUCUUUAAAGAAAUUUAAAAAGUAACUUGUGCCACAAUAUUGAAAACUUCAAGUGUUAAUUCUCCAGAAAGUGACUUGUACUUUGGAAGGAGCAGCUUGGAACUUCUUCAACUAGAAAAAACAAAAGUAAAACAAGCUUUCUCUUUGGUGUCUUAUGACAUACAACACUAAGAUUUUUCUAUAAGAAAAGUUCACUGUCUCAGGUUCUGUCCCAGUUUCCUCCACAACAAAGCUCUGGAGACUUUCCAAUAAUAUCUCAACAGCUAGAAAAUAGUACCUACAGAGAAAUAGAAAAUGGAAAAUGCUUCUCUUCACCCAAAUAUUUUCAUGGUUAGUAUUCAUGAUAAUUAAGAACAAUUAUUGGUAACUUAAAAAUAAGUUAAAAGCAGGAACACUGGGGCCUGCCAUUUUUCUUUGCCAGACUUGAACCUUCAGCUCUAGAUUUGCUUAUGUGUCUUCACCCUGGGCAGCUCCAUAUAACUGUCUCUACCCAUAUCCUAGAGAAAUGUGUGCAUAUCUAUACCAGGAAACACGUAAGGAUAUUCACAUAACUAAUGAUCCAAAUAAUCCCAGAUAGACACAGCAUGGAUGUCUACCAUGAUAAAUUGAAUAAAAUAAUGUCACUAUUCAGCAAUUAAAAACAAUAGUAUUGGAGUAAUAUAUAGGCACAUGAAUGAAUCUCAACAUCAGUUUAAAAUGAAAACUACAUACAGCUUCUGAUUCCAUUUAUUUGAAGAUAAAAAUAGGCAAACAAGGUGCAAUUUAUGGGUCUAUACUUAGAUGAUGAAACCAUAAAGAAAAACAAAAUGUUGCAGGGCAGUAGUUUAUAUCUUUGAGUGUAUAUGGGUAGGAGAAGAGAAAGAACCGGACAGAGUUAUACUAGGCCUAGUGUCAACUGAAAAGUGUCAGAAAAUUGAUAAAUUUAAAAGAGCUUUGUUUAUAAUUGGGUUUGACCCACAGGCAGUAAACUAAGAGCUAAACAGAAGAGCAGUGAUUCAUGGGGGAGGAAGGAGAGGUAAGAAUGUACCCUAAACAGAGUGGCUGGUAUGCACAUUCAACACGAUAUAGAAGGGGGUCAUGAGUAUUCAUGAAGGAAACUGGGACACAAGCACAUUAGUUUUACAUGCAUGAAACAUACAGAAACACACUUUCCACGUUGACUGCGGUUUAGAGAUUUAGCAUCUAAAUGCAUUAUAAUUAGGUCCUGUACAUUAGAAGGUAAAAUGUAAGGCACAGGACCACAUUCUGCACAUCUUCAGAAGACUGGUCAAAACCAGCCCAUGGCCCACAGUCAUUUAUCAAGAAGAAAUUCUUUGUGUUGUUUUAUCAUAACCAUGAAAACAGCAGGAGGGCAUCCAGUGGUCUGAUGAAGUAAUAAAAGGAGUUUUCUGGUCUUUUGGCCUUCCAAACUGGCUUUUGAGAAAAUUUAGUAAGGAUUAGUACGGGAGGUAGAAGCAAAUGAGACAUGACCAACCUCUGUCAUGCAUGGCCAGCAACUUAAAAAUACAGGAGUCUUUUAGCCCAAGGAAUGUCCAUUAGUCUGUUGGAGGGAUUUAGAACAUAAUUUUGGUCCUUCUGUAAUAGUAAGUUAUUAAUAGCAAUCUAGUUCUUAAGCUGGACUUUUAAGUACCAGGCAUUUAUUUUGUAAUACUUGGUUUUUUAAAAAUAAUUAUUCCCCUUUUUUAUAAGGGUUUAGGCAUAAGCCCUUUUAUACAUGUAUGGAAGUAAUAUUUUACUAUAAAAUUUUAGAAAUAUUUUCAAUCAGGUAUUAGAAAUAUCAGGGCCACACAGAUUCUUGUCAAAAAAAGAAAACUUGUAAUUUUUUUCUUUGUCUAUGUGCCACAUCAUCAUUUUUAUUCGAAUAGAUGUAAAAGUGUAGCAAUGUUAAAGCCUUAAGCAGGAAUUUUAAAAAUCACAAAUGGCAAUGUUACUUAACGAAAAUCAGUUAUGAGUGUCAGUUCUAUCUUAUCAGUUGUACAUCUGAUAUGUGUGGUUUAAGAUGUAGUUAAGGAGCUUGAUGUAUAUUUCCUUUUCUGUUUUUUUUUUCUUGUAGUUGCAGAAUAUAUCAUUGGAUCUCUCUUUCUAUGGUUCUCUCUGUGUAUGUAUAUUUGGUGUCAUUCCAAGAUAUCCUCUUUAGGCAAAUUUCUUUCUUUUCUUACCCCACUCUUCCUCUCUGUCUCUCCAUUAUGUCAUUUUCUCCCCCUCUUACUUUGUUGCUUUUCUUUAAUCCAGUUUUAAUUUUCUGUCUCAUUUGUCAUUCUAUACUUUCUCUACUGUUGUAGAAUUUUAGAUAUUGUACAAUCAAAGCUUUUUCAUUUUCAACAAAUUCUUAUUAGGAAAAUGUUCUAUGUCUUUCUUUCUUUCUUUUUUUUUUUUUUGAGACACAGCCCUAAGCUGUUGCCCUGGGGGUAGAGUGCUAUGACAUCAGAGCUCACAGCAACCUCCAACCUGUGGGCUCAAGCGAUUCUCCUGCCUCAGCCUCCCAAGUAGCUGUGACUACAGGCACCUGACACAACGCCUAGCCAAUUGCAGCCAUCAUUGUUGUUUGGCAGGCCCCGGCGGGAUUCGAACCCACCAGCUCAGGUGUAUGUGGCUGGUGCCUUAGCUGUUUGAGCCACAGGCGCCGAGCCAGGAAAAUGUUCUAUGUCUUAUGUUUUUAAAAGAAAAAGAAAAAGAAGCAUCUCUUUUCUUCUUUCCAAGGGAGCUGGAGUUCAUCUGCUAAUUGAAGGCCUCCCAGGCUCAUUCAGGCUGUAGCCUGUGAGCUGUUUUUCUUAUCUGUCGCUUCUGAUAGCAAAAAUUAUGGACAGACAUUUUAUUUUUUUUCUCAUUAGUUUUUGUUAGUGUCUUUGUAUUUAAAGUGUGGCCCAAGCCAACUCUUCUUCUUCUAAGGUGUGGCAGAGGAAAAAAAAAACAAAAAGGUUGGACACCCCGGUCUGCCUAAAUCAUCAAAUCAUCAUUCUAAAUUGAUGGGAUCAGAUGUGAUUUAGGGGGCAAGAGCUGUGCCUUUGAGGCUCAAAUUUCCAUUUCUGUAAAAUGGGAGAAAAAUUAAUAUUCAUCACAUAGGAUUUUUAGAAUUAAAUGAAUAGAAAUGAAGUAUGUUAGCUAUUAUUCUGAACAUUGCUACUGUGGCUAAGUUGGUAACAAGGAAGAAAUACAAAUUGAAUAGGUCUUAGGAAGGUUUCCUUCUCAUCACCAAAGUGAGCAAAACAAACUACUCUGUGAAAUAAAGAUAAGAAAUAACUUCAGUAGUGUGCUUUUGUUAGGCAUUUAUCUAGUCACAGGGUGGAAAGGUGUGCAGGUGCCUUUUUGCCUGUAGAGUUAGUGUUUGCGGAGCAUACGGAGAGGGUGAAGUGAAGGUUUAAGAAAAAAACAAAUUUAAGAAAGCCUCUUUCUUUGAAAAAGCAAAUAUAAGAAUGGAAGAAAUAGCUAAGAAACUAGCUUUAGCCAAAAAUAACAAAAAUAAAGCUGUUAAACACUGAGGUCUCCCAUUUUAGUUUUGUUUGUUUGUUUGUUUGUUUUUAAUCUUUUCACUAGUUAAACUGAAGAACUAUUUAUUUCUUAUCCAUGCUCUGUGGCUAAACUAGGGUUGUUUCGCUUUUUCCAGUAGUGAGGAUUACAGUCAUAUUGGAUAAUGAAUUCUUUUGUCUUAUCAUCCGUUAAGCAAUGUUACUUUGCUUUUUGUGUGAGUAUUACCCCCUGCCCUUUAUUUUCAGGACGCAUUUGUGCACUCUGAACAAACUGGAAAGCAGUCCCAGAAACUAGGUGAUCCCAGGUCACUUAGUUCUCAAUUCUCAUCCCUUGGUCUAGAAUUCAAGGACAGUCAAAUUAUAAUAACAUAGUUUUUCCGGAAAGAUUUUAAACAGGCCUCGUCCACGAGCUUCCUCUCCCUGCAAUUUCAAAACAGGAGACAGGAAGUUCUAAUUUUUUAAAUAAGCAAACUAAUCCGAAUUAUUUGGACAGGAAGGAACUUGUUACAUAAAAUGGCUAGGUUGAAGAAAUUAGCCGGUUUGCUGGGUAUACUGCUCUUAGAAUAUAACCAAUAGGAGAAAAGGACUAGACUCAUUCAUUUGCAUGCAGACUUACAGCAAAAGAACCAAUCAGAGAUUGACAAACUAAAUCUUCAUUUACAUAAGGCUGUCUACAAAUAAGCAGGAUUAUAAACAACAGACUUCAUUUUCUUUCUUUCUCGCUGAGUAGGAGUUAGCUAUGCCUGAACCAGCUAAGUCCGCUCCUGCCCCGAAGAAGGGUUCCAAGAAGGCGGUGACCAAGGCACAGAAGAAAGACGGCAAGAAACGCAAACGCAGCCGCAAGGAGAGUUACUCCGUGUAUGUGUAUAAGGUGCUGAAGCAGGUUCAUCCGGACACCGGCAUCUCGUCCAAAGCUAUGGGUAUCAUGAAUUCCUUUGUCAACGAUAUUUUCGAGCGUAUCGCGGGUGAGGCGUCUCGCCUGGCGCACUACAACAAGCGCUCGACCAUUACCUCCAGGGAGAUCCAGACUGCUGUUCGCCUCCUGCUGCCUGGAGAGCUGGCCAAGCAUGCUGUAUCUGAAGGCACCAAGGCUGUUACCAAGUACACCAGUUCUAAGUAAACGUUCUAGGCAUUGUCAAACCCAAAGGCUCUUUUCAGAGCCACUCCAAAUUUUUACAACUAGAGCUGUGCACUAAUUUGUAACCUUACGUGCAUACUUAUAAG
Messenger RNA from Nycticebus coucang (slow loris), 6309 nucleotides. Its product is annotated as histone H2B type 1-C/E/F/G/I. Gene Ontology annotation, molecular function: DNA binding; protein heterodimerization activity; structural constituent of chromatin. The record is from RefSeq and is a predicted model, not a curated record. NCBI's taxonomy places the organism in Eukaryota, Metazoa, Chordata, Mammalia, Primates, Lorisidae. The coding region runs from base 5825 to 6205 and encodes 126 amino acids. Gene Ontology annotation, cellular component: nucleosome. The transcript is spliced from 2 exons.